Messenger RNA from Ceratitis capitata (Mediterranean fruit fly), 2204 nucleotides. RefSeq names its product armadillo repeat-containing protein 8. The coding region runs from base 81 to 2075 and encodes 664 amino acids. Gene Ontology annotation, cellular component: GID complex. NCBI's taxonomy places the organism in Eukaryota, Metazoa, Arthropoda, Insecta, Diptera, Tephritidae. Gene Ontology annotation, molecular function: protein binding. The record is from RefSeq and is a predicted model, not a curated record. Gene Ontology annotation, biological process: proteasome-mediated ubiquitin-dependent protein catabolic process. The transcript is spliced from 8 exons.
CAUUGACAUCUUAAAUUGUUUCAUAUUACACACUUCGUGAUGAUAUUUGGAAUAGAUUGUUUUGUUAAAUAAUAGUAAAAAUGUUGACGAUUUCUCAGGAAACAAAUUGGGACGAAUUAAAAUAUAUUAUCUCGAAAGGUGAUGGUGUUGAAUGCCGGGAGGCAUUAAUAAAAAUCAAAGAUGCCGUCAUUGGUAGCAAUAGACAAAAAGGUGCGCUUAUAUCGCAUGAACUGGUUCCUGUUAUACUUAACACUUGUAUCGACCAAGAUCAAAGCCCGGAUCGGAAAAUGGAUGCACUAGUUAUAUUAGGUUCUUUAGCGAAAGGUUCGGACGGGCAAGUAGAAUUAUUAGUGAAACAGUAUAAUGUCGUACCCUAUUUGCUAAAGGAAAUUGUUUCAAGAAAUAAUAGUAAAAAGUGUGUUGAAAUAUGUCUGAGCACCUUGCGUUCGAUAUUUGAACAUCCAUGUGCUCCAAAGGAAAAUUUUUUAGCAGACUCGGAAGUGUUGAAGCAUCUUUUGCGACUAGCUACCUCAAGUAGCUCAUUGAAAACACAAAUAUGUAUAACAAGCAUACUAGUGUCAGUAUGUCAAACUAACGAAGAUCAACUGCGGCUUCUGCAUGCUGGAACCCUACAUAUCUUAUCUCGAAUGAUUUGCUAUGAUAAUGAGGAUGUACAAAUACCGGCGCUACGUUGUUUAUCAUGCAUGUGCUAUUCAAAUCGAUCAGUAGCAGACAAUAUUUGUGUCAUUAGUUUUCAAGGGAGAUCUUUACCAGAUAUCUUAAAUUCACUUAUGUCACGACUAUUUUGUCCAGAAAUACAGUUAACUGCAGCAAGAUGCUUAACCUAUGUAUACAGGUCAGGCACGCUGCCAUCAACGGAUAAUAGAAUAUCGCAAAAAGCGCUUCCCACCUUAGCCCGUUUAUGCGCCGAUAGUUUUGAUCAUUCAAUAAGAGCGUCAGCGUCCGAAACGCUAGCAUAUCUGAUAGAGAUUGAUUCAGAACUUCAACGCACAGCGGCGAUAACGAAUCAUUUACUUAAAUCGCUAUCGGAUUUGCUCCAAUGUCAAGAAUCCUCUGUUAAACAGGCGGCGCUAGGCUGUUUUGCAUCAUUAGGUGCCAACGAUGAGGCAAUCAGAAAACGUCUGAUGGACACAUUUGGUGUAAUUAAUGCUGUAUUAAAUGGUCUCAAAGAUAAUAACUCAAAGGUAAAACUAGCUGCGAUAAGAUGUCUGCAUUCGCUUUCGCGAUCUGUUCAGCAGUUACGCACCACAUUUCAAGAUUACACACUUUGGGAACCGCUAAUGAGCAUAUUCGGAGCUGAAACAUCUGUUGAAUAUUUAGUUUCUGCCACUUCAGCCAUUUGCAACCUACUCUUGGAAUUCUCACCCUCCAAGGAAUUUAUUAUUAAUGCUGGUAUUAUUGACAAAUUGUGUCAAUACACAUUGCAUACGAAUCCCUCCGUAAGAUUAAAUAGCGUAUGGGCAUUAAUGAAUAUGUCAUUUCAGUCUGAGAUAUAUGUGAGAACCGAUAUUAUCAAUACUCUUGGUAUGAAAAGAAUAUUAGAGUUGGUCUAUGAUACUGAUACGAAAAUUGUGAUGAAAGCAUUAGGGCUGUUUAGAAAUUUAGUAUGUAAAAGUCAUAUUAUAGAAAUGAUUAUGAACGUGCAUUCGUCUCAAGUGCUUGAUGUUAUAAACAAUUUACUUGAAUCUGAUCAAUCAACGGAAAUUAAGGAGCAAGUAUUUUGUGUUGUUGCUAACAUAGCGGCCGAAGCUGAGAAUACUGAUUAUAUAUUAAUGGAUAACAGACUCAUGGGCCAUUUGUCGGAAUGUUUGUUUCAUCCGGAUAAAAAAAUACAAAACGGCGCAAUUCUUACAAUUCAUAAUAUUGUACAACGGAAGGAGUCAAUGUCAAGGGAAAAGUAUUCUCGUCUAAGUGAAACGAAUAUCAUUAAAAAUAUUUAUGAAUUAAAUAGGAGAUCUAUAAAGAACAAAGCACAAUUUGAAGACUAUACAUACAGAAUUUUAAAACUAAUUGUUAUAAAAUGUAAAAAUGCCUACCCGGAGAAUUUACAGUAAUUAUUGAUACAAAAAAAUAUAUAUACACACACAAUAAUAUAUGUACAUAUUAUUAAUACUAUUCUUACUCAAAUAGUUUUUAUGUUUUCAAACAGUUUUCCUUGUUGAAAUAUACUGUAGCAUUUUCAA